Macrosteles quadrilineatus (aster leafhopper) is the source of this 837-nucleotide messenger RNA. RefSeq lists its product as uncharacterized. Lineage: Eukaryota; Metazoa; Arthropoda; Insecta; Hemiptera; Cicadellidae. The record is from RefSeq and is a predicted model, not a curated record. Gene Ontology annotation, biological process: DNA integration. The transcript has a single exon. Gene Ontology annotation, molecular function: nucleic acid binding. Bases 1 to 837 code for a protein of 278 amino acids.
AUGGUAAAAACCAAAGCCUUAGCACGAAGCUUUUGCUACUGGAAAGGUUUGGACAAAGAUAUAGAAGAUAACAUUUCAAAAUGCAGACAGUGCAGGGAAAAACAAAAUUUACCGAAGAAAGAAAUUAACCAUCCCUGGGAGCCAGCAAGUGAACCAUGGGAGCGGGUCCACAUAGAUUUUGCUGGGCCGACCAACGGAAAUUACUUUCUGUUGGUAGUAGACGCAUUCAGCAAGUGGGUUGAAGUCAUACCUACGAAGAGUAUUACAUCUUCAUGGACAAUCAGAGAGCUGCGUAAAAUAUUCACCACCUUUGGACUACCAAGUGUUAUAGUCUCUGAUAAUGGUCGUCAGUUCACCUCUUCUGAAUUUAGUAACUUUUUGAAGAAAUGUGGAACUUUGCACAAAAUGACAGCUCCUUACCAUCCUUCUUCGAACGGCCAAGUCGAACGCUUCGUACAAACGAUAAAGAAACUUAUCAACUGCAUGUCAGAUGAACCUGGUACACUGGAAGAAAAGCUUCACCAACUGCUGAUGAAACUACGUCAAGCUCCGAAUUCAACUGGUAACAGCUCAUACUUCUUGAUGUUCAAUAGAAGGAUCCGAACAUACUUAAGUUUACUCUUGCCUAAGACAAAGGAAGAAACAAAACAACCCAAAGGAAUAGUGAGAUAUUUCAAACCAGGCGAACGAGUACAAGUACGGAACUAUUCCGGCAAAUGUAAAUGGGGUUACGGAAAUGUCCAAAGUAGAGACGGUCAUGUUCACUAUUUUAUCAAGAUGGACGAUGGACAAAUUUGGAGACGCCACAUUGAUCAAAUGUUGCGUACGAAAGUUUAA